CAGUAGAGGGCCACCUCAACACUACUACCGCUCUACCACUGAUGACAUCUUUGGCUCUGCUGUGCCAGAGCAACUAAGGAGGACUGAUGCUUCGCUUUAACAAAACAGCGGUUCUGGCCCUCCUCAUCGCUACCAGCUCUGUUUUCCUCCUCUUCCAGCUCUAUCACUACAGACAGCAUGUCUCUCAGAAUGGACCACAUAUGUUUGGAAGGACAGUUCACCUGUCAGGAAAGGACACUCAGUGGCAGGUGGUGAAGAAGUUCAUGGGUCUGGUCCAUAAGUACAACAUGCCAGUGUUCCUGGUGGACACGGCCUCCCUCGGCCUCCUGUCUCAGGACUCUAUGCUGCUGAGAGACAGCCUGGUUAAAGAACCCCACUGUGCUUUCCUCUGCACUAACAGAGACGUCCUCACCUUCGCUCUGCUCAACAACCUUUGGAAAUACGACGCUGGUUUGGUGGCAGCAGCUGAAGAGAAGGGCUUUGAACUGUUGGAGGUGCGAGGGAAAGACCCUCGAUUGGUCAGCAUGGACGACCUAUCAGGAAACGAGAUACCCCUCCACUUCCUGUUCCGUCUCCAAGGUUACGUGGUCCAUGUGGUGGUCCUGUACGAGCGCAGCGGGAACUACCUGUGGCAUGGCGUCCUGCGACUCAAACCAAACAUGGACAGGAAGUUCGCCCCCUUCAGAAGGCUGGACUAUGGCCGUGACGCUGGAGCCUAUGACAGGCCAGAGCUGGUACUGACCACGGUGGACGGGCUGGAUGUCCGGCUCCCCAGGAACAUCUCUGGAUUCCUGACUGAAUAUUCCCAGGCUCGUUUUCUGGAGUGUAGAUACAGGGAUGCACGCUCCUUCUUCCAGCUGUACCCUGAUGACACGUCUCCUGAGGCAAUGAACUUCAGGAUGAAGGCGAAGGCUCUGCUCCACCUCGCUGCCAGGAUCCUCACUGAGCUCCGAGUCCCCUUCUGGCUAAGUAGUGGUACCUGCCUGGGUUGGUUUCGGCAGUGUGGCAUCAUUCCCUACAGUAAAGAUGUGGACCUGGGCAUCUGGAUUAAAGACUACAGACAUGAUAUCUCUCAAGCUUUUCACAAGGCUGGCCUUCCGUUGAAACACAAGUUCGGAAAGGUGGAGGAUAGCCUGGAACUGUCCUUCCAAGGCCUGGAUGUUAAACUGGACAUUUUCUUCUUCUAUGAGGAAACUGACGUUGUGUGGAACGGAGGAACCCAAGCUAAGAGUGGGAAGAAAUUCAAGUAUGUGUUCCCCAAGUUUACUCUCUGCUGGACUGAGCUGAUGGACCUGAAGGUUCGUGUCCCCUGUGAGACGGUAGACUAUGUAUCGGCUAACUAUGGGCCUACCUGGAACACACCUGUAAAGACCUGGGACUGGAAGAGCUCUCCGCCCAACGUGCAGGACAACGGGGUGUGGCCUGUCAGGGAGUGGGAUGAGGUCAUCCAGGUGUACUGACAUACUGCUACACUACAUAUGAGUAGACUACAUUGGACUUAAACCACACGGAAGAAAAUGGACUGAAACAGGGAGGGACUGUCGAUCUGGACUGUCGAUCUGGACUGUCGAUCUGGACUGUCGAUCUGGACCGUCUAUCUGGACCGUCGAUCUGGACCGUCGAUCUGGACCGGUCGAUCUGGACGGUCGAUCUGGACUGGUCGAUCUGGACCGUCGAUCUGGACCGUCGAUCUGGACCGUCGAUCUGGACUGUCGUUCUGGACCGUCGAUCCUGUUUUUGUACAUUUUUCUACGGUGUGCACUAUGCGACCCUGAGUACACUCUUCCGAAGUACACUACACCUGAAAACCCCACACCAAAGUAGCAACUCUAAAGACUACUACUAAGGGUAUGAGUCUGAGCUGCUGGCUUACCAUUGGCUGGUGGCUUACCAUUGGCUGGUGGCUUACCAUUGGCUGGUUGGUUGUGAACUGCAGACCACCAAUACUGGACUCUCUCCCUCCUUUGGACUGAAGCAACUGUCUAUUGAUCUGUAAUGUGUGUUCCUUGUUUGAAAUACUGUAUUACGUUGACAAAAAGAUGUCAUAGACAUUUUAAUAGCUACUGACAUUACUUACUACUGACAUGUUGGGUAGGCCCAGGGUAAGGCCAUAUUACGGCCAUGCUUACUUGAUAUCGGGUUAUUACGGCCUUGGCUACUUGAUAUCGGGUUAUUACGGCCUUGGCUACUUGAUAUCGGGUUAUUACGGCCUUGGCUACUUGAUAUCGGGUUAUUACGGCCUUGGUUACUUGAUAUCGGGUUAUUACGGCCUUGGUUACUUGAUAUCGGGUUAUUACGGCCUUGGUUACUUGAUAUCGGGUUAUUACGGCCUUGGUUACUUGAUAUGGGGUUAUUACGGCCUUGGUUACUUGAUAUGGGGUUAUUACGGCCUUGGUUACUUGAUAUGGGGUUAUUACGGCCUUGGUUACUUGAUAUCGGGUUAUUAUGGCCUUGGUUACUUGGUGGCAGGGUAGCCUAGUGGUUAGAGCGUUGGACUAGAAACAGGAAGGUUGCAAGUUCAAACCCCCGAGCUGACAAGGUACAAAUCUGUUGUUCUGCCCCUGAACAGGCAGUUAUCCCACUGUUCCUAGGCCGUCAUUGAAAAUAAGAAUUUGUUCUUAACUGACUUGCCUGGUUAAAUAAAGGUUCAAUAAAUAUGGGGUUAUUAUGGCCUUGGUUACUUGAUAUCGGGUUAUUACGGCCUUGGCUACUUGAUAUCGGGUUAUUACGGCCUUGGUUACUUGAUAUUGGGUUAUUACGGCCUUGGCUACUUGAUAUCGGGUUAUUACGGCCUUGGUUACUUGAUAUUGGGUUAUUACGGCCUUGGCUACUUGAUAUCGGGUUAUUACGGCCUUGGUUACUUGAUAUUGGGUUAUUACGGCCUUGGCUACUUGAUAUCGGGUUAUUAUGGCCUUGGUUACUUGAUAUUGGGUUAUUACGGCCUUGGCUACUUGAUAUCGAAGUAUUACGGCCUUGGUUACUUGAUAUGGGGUUAUUACGGCCUUGGCUACUUGAUAUGGGGUUAUUACGGCCUUGGUUACUUGAUAUGGGGUUAUUACGGCCUUGGCUACUUGAUAUGGGGUUAUUACGGCCUUGGCUACUUGAUAUGGGGUUAUUACGGCCUUGGCUACUUGAUAUCGGGUUAUUAUGGCCUUGGUUACUUGAUAUCGGGUUAUUAUGGCCUUGGUUACUUGAUAUUGGGUUAUUAUGGCCUUGGUUACUUGAAGUGCUAGGUGGUGGUGAUGACCACGGACUGAACUUGAUUAUUGUGUGUGUCCCAAAUUUGUACCAUUUUUCCUACGUAGUGCACUAUAUUGGGAGUGGACAUUAUGUUCAUAUUUGAUAUAUUUUAUGCCUCUUGUGUUUCAGGAAUCAUUGAUUUGCCGACAAAUCGUAUCUUACUUUCCUUUGUAUUGAGUUUUGUCAUCGUUGUUGAAGGGAACUAUGAUCACGCUAGCCUGAGUUCUAGCCUGAGUUCUAGCCUGAGUUCUAGCCUGAGUUCUAGCCUGAGUUCUAG
This is a messenger RNA of Oncorhynchus keta (chum salmon), 3517 nucleotides long. RefSeq names its product fukutin (gene fktn). Gene Ontology annotation, cellular component: Golgi membrane. NCBI's taxonomy places the organism in Eukaryota, Metazoa, Chordata, Actinopteri, Salmoniformes, Salmonidae. The record is from RefSeq and is a predicted model, not a curated record. The transcript is spliced from 9 exons. Bases 87 to 1460 code for a protein of 457 amino acids.